Messenger RNA from Cyprinus carpio (common carp), 2773 nucleotides. RefSeq names its product TGF-beta receptor type-2-like. The record is from RefSeq and is a predicted model, not a curated record. Gene Ontology annotation, cellular component: signaling receptor complex; plasma membrane. Lineage: Eukaryota; Metazoa; Chordata; Actinopteri; Cypriniformes; Cyprinidae. Gene Ontology annotation, biological process: transforming growth factor beta receptor signaling pathway; cellular response to growth factor stimulus; protein phosphorylation. Gene Ontology annotation, molecular function: ATP binding; transforming growth factor beta receptor activity, type II; type I transforming growth factor beta receptor binding.
UCAGACAAGUGAGAGCGUCGCGUUGCAGGCGUUCGUCGUCUUCAAACGACGCGAAUCCCACGAUAAUACCGUCAGUGUGUCAUUUAAAGUCCUACACAAUGAAAUUAGAAGUGAAGGCAUAUGUAUAAUAACAGGCUGAAGUAAAGGCUGUGUGUAGAGAGGGAGGGAGACGGAGGAAAGUCCUGCCCUUUCUGAAAGAUUUCCUGUUUCGCUGGGCGAGCAGAAGCAAGCGACUCAAGCCAUCGGAUUCCCUCACAGUGACUGUUGACUUCAGCAGCAUGAGACGCUCUCCUUUCCUCAGGAUCAGCCGCUGAAAUUCACUAGGCUUUCUGGUCAAACAACGCCAGCUUGGUUACGUUCACAUUAAAGCGAGGGAUACGGACAGCACUGCGUUUCUAAUGGAGCAUUAUUGGCUUUCUCUGCUCUGUUGGGGGACUUUUUUUAUUUCUUCGGCUGUCAUGGAGCGGAGCGGAGUCGAUGGGAUGCAUCCUUUACAUAAUUCAAUUCCAAUUCGUCAACUGUGUAAGUUCUGUGACGUGGAGGCAUCCGACUGUAAAGGCUCAGGCACCUGUGAAAGCAACUGCAGCAUCACUUCCAUUUGUGCCAAUACUGAUGAAAUCUGUGUGGCUAUCUGGAGGAAGAGUGAUGACAACAACACGAUCGAGACGUUGUGCCACAAACCCUCUGAGCCACUCUACGGCAUCAUGGUGGAGAACUACAACAACACCAAGUGUGAAAUGAAAAAGAGGAUGUCAAACAGAGGCCCUUUCCACAUGUGCUCCUGCAACGCCGAGGAGUGCAACGACAUACUGAUGUUCACGCUCCCUAUUGGUCCAGACCCCACAAAUAACCAGGUGGUGUUGGUGAUCCUGGUCAGUUUGCUGCCCCUCCUGGUUCUGGCUGUGCUGGUCAUCGCCUCCUUUUACUGGUAUCGCAUGUACCACCGCCGCAAACUCGAUGAGUGGGAGACGAAGAAGCCGUCAAAACGCAAGGGCCCCAAAGGCCCGCUGGACUGUAGCGAUGCCUGCGCCAUCAUGAUGGACGAUGACGGCUCCGACAGCAGCUCCACACAUGCCAACAACCUCAACCACAACACAGAACCUCUGCCCAUCGAGCUGGACCUUCAGGUGGGCAAAGGCCGCUUCGCCGAGGUUUACAAAGCCAAGCUGAGACAAAGCCCCUCGGAACAGUUUGAGACAGUCGCGGUGAAGAUCUUCCCCUACGAAGAGUACGCAUCCUGGAAGAAUGAAAAGGACAUCUUCUCAGACAUCAAUCUGAAGCACGAGAACAUUCUGCACUUCCUGACGGCCGAGGAGAGGAAGGUGGAGAAACAGUACUGGCUGGUCACCGCCUAUCAUCCACACGGGAACCUGCAGGAGUACCUCAUUCGACACCUCAUCAGCUGGGAGGACCUGCGGCUGCUCGGGAGCUCGCUGGCACAAGGUGUUGCUCAUUUGCAUAGUGACCACACCCCUUGUGGGCGGCCCAAAGUGCCCAUCGUUCACCGAGAUCUGAAGAGCUCUAACAUCCUGGUGAAGAAUGACCUCACUUGUUGCCUCUGUGACUUUGGACUUGGUCUCCGUCUUGACAACUCGCUGUCAGUGGAUGACUUGGCCAACAGUGGACAGGUGGGUACAGCCAGGUACAUGGCUCCAGAAGUGCUGGAAUCAAGGAUCAACCUUGAGAACAUCGAGUCAUUCAAGCAAACCGAUGUCUACUCCAUGGCCCUAGUGCUGUGGGAGAUCACGUCCAGGUGUAACGCCAUCGGAGAGGUUAAAGACUACGAACCUCCGUUUGGCUCAAAAGUCCGAGAGCACCCCUGUGUGGAGAGCAUGAAAGACAAUGUGCUGAGAGACCGGGGCAGACCAGAGAUCCCCAGCAGCUGGAUGAAACACCAGGGUGUGGCUACAGUCUGUACCACCAUCAACGAGUGCUGGGAUCACGACCCCGAAGCCCGGCUCACGGCACAUUGUGUGGCUGAACGCUUCAGCGAGAUGGACGACGACUUAGACAAGUUGUCCACCUGCAGCAGCUCUGAGGAGAAGAUUCCAGAAGAUUGCUCCGUGAGCGUGAGCGAUGACAAGUGAGAGAGAAAGGUCACUCUUUCUCUCUCUCUGCAGAAACUGAAUGUUUGGAUCCUUCCAGUGGGGUGGAGUGGAAGAAUAUGGCCUUUUCAUUAAGCUUUUCAUAACCAAAGAUUUCAUGCACUUUAUCAGAUUAUGCAUAGCUCACACUGAGGAAGGUCAUGCUACCGAGCAAGAGGAGCUGGACAGAUGCUGGUUUUCUCCUCUGAGAGCUGACCAAGAGCCAAAUGUAAUCAGGAAAAUGUUAUGCCUCAACACUAAAGAUUCAUAGGAGAUUAUAAGAUUUUCUACAGAUCACUUCAGGAUUUUCUAGAUUUAUGGAAGAAUGGGUUAAGUGAGAGAUUUGUGUGUUUGUGUGCAUGAGUGUGUAAGAAUACUAGCGUGUGUGUUUGGAGUUGCUUUUGCCGAGAAAUGUAUUGUGCUUGUUAGCCAAAGAAAAAAGUAUAUUGUAAAUACUGCUUUUGACAUAAAAAUCAACCCACACUAUUGAGAGAGCCAAAAAGGGAAGAGUAUAUGCUGCACAUACCAAAAAUGUGUUAAAUGAACAGUAUUUUGAAGUUCACAAAGUGCCUCAUAUAUUCACAUAUCCUGGAUAUUGAGUUGUGCUUCUCUUUUACUACUUUUUUAUGUAAUAUAUUGUAAAUCUUUGAUGAUUAAAUUCCAAUUCAUGUACAGUAUCAACACUAAAA